AUGAACACUGUUAAAUCUUUCUGGCUUGGAUGGGGCUCCCUUUGCGUCGCCGGUGGCGGUGCAUACUAUUUCGCCAAACAGCAAAUCCGGGCUGAUCGCCAAGCCAAACUCGAGGCGCACCACAAGAAAAUAGCGGCCAACAAGGCCCUGGAAUAUGAAGCGGCUGUGGCCUCUGGCAGUGCUGUAACGAGCAACGGUGGCCCUGCAAGGACUGACAAUGCCGGUUCGCCGAGCCAGGAAGCCAGCAACGAUCCCGCGGCCACGAGGCAUGCGCCAGCGACAGAGUCUGAGCGUGUAGCCGAGAAAAGCAAAUACGAGAGCGAUACGCCGUAUCGAGCUCGUAAAGGGGACAGAUUCAGCUAA
This is a messenger RNA of Trichoderma breve, 363 nucleotides long. RefSeq lists its product as uncharacterized. The coding region runs from base 1 to 363 and encodes 120 amino acids. The record is from RefSeq and is a predicted model, not a curated record. Lineage: Eukaryota; Fungi; Ascomycota; Sordariomycetes; Hypocreales; Hypocreaceae. The transcript has 4 exons.